GCGAGCAUCAGGUCAUCUGAGCAUCAACGAGCUUCGACCGACAGACACCGAGUAACGGGAGCAGAGGAGCGGACAGACAGACACACGGUACCGGGAAAAUAAUGUCUGAUGGUCUCUGGGAAAUGAAAGGAGCGCACGAGGACUGUGAAUCAACAGGACGAGACCGGAUCAACAAUGUCAGCGGGUUUACCGGGUAACCUGGGACUGGAAAACAGCGUCUAAUCGGUGAGAGACGCGACAGAGACCAGGAUCCGGUGUGAGACCGCGAAGAACCACAACAACACCACAGCGGAGGUUUUCACCGCUUCAACGUUUAAUUCACCAAACAGUAAAAAAAUCGACCUUUAACCUGACAGACCCGAGGCACCUACCGUGACCGAACCGGAGCAGGAGCAGAGGGACGGUACCGGACUGAGCACCGGGACAGAUCACCGUGAUUUAAAUAAACCACAGACGGUGAAAUCAACAGGAGACUGAACGACGCAGUUCAGUAACGGAAUCCAGACCCGAGAGGACGAGAGACCAGAGGGUGUCAUUUGAAAAUCUGAUCCAGGGCCAGAUCCAAGACCAGGACCAGAUCCAGAACCAGCUGAAAACAUGGAGCUGCGUGGCGUGCUCCUCCUUACCGUGCUGCAGUUCUGUUCGGUGGCCCGGUGCGGCUGCGAGCCUCGGCUCGUGAACAUCGGUGCCGUCCUGAGUCAGAAACGUUACGAGCAGGUGUUUAAGGAGGCGGUGAGCCAGGCCAACACACUGUACGGGAAGGACAAGUUCAAGAUGAACGCCAUCUCCGUCACGCACAAACCCAACGCCAUCCAGAUGGCCCUGUCUGUCUGCGAGGACCUCAUCUCCAACCAGGUGUAUGCGAUCCUGGUCAGUCACCCUCCUCAGUCCAACGACCACCUGACUCCGACACCUGUUUCCUACACUGCCGGUUUCUACCGCAUCCCUGUGGUUGGCCUGACGACACGCAUGUCCAUCUACUCUGACAAGAGCAUCCACCUGUCGUUCCUGAGGACGGUGCCUCCGUACUCCCACCAGGCUCAUGUCUGGUUCGACCUGAUGAGGGAGUUCAGGUGGAACCACAUCAUCCUGAUUGUGAGCGACGACCACGAGGGCCGAGCCGCCCAGAAGAGACUGGAGACACUGCUGGAGGAGAGAGAGACCAAGACUAAAAACAGGAACUAUGAAAACCUCGACCAACAGAACUUUGACUUCAGGAGAACACCCAAGGCGGAGAAGGUGCUGCUGUUCAGCCAGGACACCAACUUGACAGCUCUGCUGCUGGAGGCCAAAGACCUGGAGGCUCGGGUCAUCAUCCUGUCUGCCAGUGAGGACGAAGCUGCAGCGGUGUAUAAAGCCGCCCGUCAGCUCAACAUGACUGGCUCUGGUUACGUCUGGCUGGUCGGAGAGAGGGAGAUGACCGGCAAAGCUCUGAAUGACGCUCCAGAUGGCCUGCUGGGCCUCCAGCUGAUUAACGGUAAGAACGAGUCGGCUCACAUCGCGGACGCCGUGGCGGUGGUGGCUCAGUCUCUGCAGGAGCUGUUUGAGAAGGAGAACAUCACAGAGCCUCCGCGGGGCUGCGUGGGAAACACCAACAUCUGGAGGACCGGACCGCUCUUCAAACGGGUGCUGAUGUCAUCAAAGUACCCCGAUGGUCUGACGGGACGGAUCGAGUUUAAUGACGACGGCGACCGGCGUUUCGCCACCUACAGCAUCCUGAACUACCAACAGAAACCGGGUCGCCUCGUCCAGGUCGGAGUCUUCAACGGAUCACAGGUUGUGAUGAACCCUCAGAGGAAGAUCAUCUGGCCUGGAGGAGAGACAGAGAAACCAGUUGGAUACCAGAUGUCGACCAAACUCAAGAUCGUGACGAUCCACCAGGAGCCGUUUGUUUACGUGAAGCCGACAAAGAGCGACGGGACGUGUAAAGAGGAGUACACCGUUAACGGAGUCUUAAUCAAGAAGGUGAUCUGUACCGGACCCAACGGGACCAUACCAGGUCAGCCCAUCGUCCCUCAGUGUUGCUAUGGUUUCUGCAUCGACCUGCUCAUCAAGCUGGCGAUGAGCAUGAACUUCACCUAUGAGGUUCACCUGGUGGCUGAUGGGAAAUUUGGGACGCAGGAGCGAGUGAACAACAGUAACAAGAAGGAGUGGAAUGGGAUGAUGGGGGAGCUGCUGGGAGGUCUCGCCGACAUGAUUGUCGCCCCCCUGACCAUCAACAACGAGCGCGCUCAGUACAUCGAGUUCUCCAAGCCCUUCAAAUACCAAGGGCUCACCAUCCUCGUCAAGAAGGAAAUCCCUCGCAGCACUCUGGAUUCAUUCAUGCAGCCGUUCCAGAGCACACUGUGGCUGUUAGUCGGUCUGUCGGUCCAUGUGGUGGCAGUGAUGCUUUACCUAUUAGACCGGUUCAGCCCGUUUGGAAGGUUUAAAGUGAACAGUGAAGAAGAAGAAGAAGACGCCCUCACCCUGUCCUCGGCCAUGUGGUUCUCAUGGGGAGUACUGCUGAACUCAGGGAUAGGAGAAGGAGCUCCCAGGAGUUUCUCAGCGAGGAUUCUGGGUAUGGUGUGGGCAGGAUUCGCUAUGAUCAUAGUAGCAUCAUAUACUGCCAACCUGGCAGCCUUCCUGGUGCUGGACCGGCCUGAGGAGCGCAUCACUGGCAUCAAUGACCCCAGGCUGCGUAACCCAUCAGAUAAGUUCAUCUACGCCACAGUGAAGCAGAGCUCGGUGGAUAUCUACUUCAGACGGCAGGUGGAGCUGAGCACCAUGUACCGGCACAUGGAGAAACACAACUAUGAGAGCGCCGCUGAGGCCAUCCAGGCUGUCCGAGACAAUAAGCUUCAUGCCUUCAUCUGGGACAGUGCUGUGUUGGAGUUUGAGGCAUCCCAAAAGUGCGAUCUGGUGACGACAGGAGAGCUGUUCUUCCGCUCUGGAUUUGGGAUUGGAAUGAGGAAAGACAGUCCAUGGAAACAGAAUGUAUCUCUGGCUAUUCUCAGUUCUCAUGAGAACGGCUUCAUGGAGGAUUUGGACAAGACGUGGGUUCGAUACCAGGAGUGUGACUCUAGGAGCAACGCCCCCGCUACCCUCACCUUUGAGAACAUGGCAGGUGUGUUCAUGCUGGUUGCUGGUGGCAUCGUCGCCGGGAUCUUCCUCAUCUUCAUCGAGAUUGCCUACAAACGGCACAAAGACGCUCGAAGGAAACAGAUGCAGCUCGCCUUUGCUGCCGUGAAUGUGUGGAGGAAGAACCUACAGGAUAGGAAAAGUAGAGCAGAGCCCGAGCCCAAACUGAAAACCUCUUUUAGGUCCAUCACUUCGACCUCCGACCUCAAACGCCGUAGGGCCUCCGGGGACGCCACGCCGUACCCAACCGACAUCACCGGCCAGCUCAACCUAUCAGAUCCCUCCGUCAGCACCGUGGUCUGAGAGAGAGAGAGAGAGAGAGAGAGAGAGAGAGAGAGAGAGAGAGAGAGAUAGCGAGCUUCACUGCUGCUGCUGAGCCUCACACACACCCACACACACACCCACACACACACACAUACACACACACUCUACAUAAACACACAGAUGGACAGACUGAGCUUCCUCUGAGACAGGAAGGAAAUGGCAUCAGGUCUUUUGGAUGGUGUCACACACACAUACAUACACACAUUAUACAAACACACACGUACACACACCAUCUGUCAUCCCACACCCUCCACCCACUGCAAACACACACACAAACACACACUCGCCCUGCUCUGCUUGUAGCUGUCAGCCUCCUCCAAACAGAAGGUCUUUUAUUUUGAAAGAACUGUCUCAGACUGGUUUUAUUUUGGUAAAUGUCUGUGAUGUUGUACAGUUUGUUCUGUUUCCUGUCUGUCACUAUGAUCAAUCGCACUGAUUCACCAAACGUCCCGAUCAGAAGCAGAACUGGUUCAUCUGCCGGCGACGCCUUCGUUCUGGACUCUAACACAAACAGAACUUAUUGAUCAGGAACCUGUCGACAAGGAACCUGUCAAUAGGGAACCUGUUGAUUGGUUAUCUGUCGAUAGGGAACCUGUCGAUAGGUUAUAUGUCCAUAAGGAACUUGUUGACCUGUUGAUAGGUAAUCUCUUGAUAAGGAGCCUAAGGGAUCAGUCAGUCAGGGUUCUGUUAAUUGGGAUCCUGUUGAUAAGUCAAGUCAAGUCAAAUUUUAUUUAUAUAGCGCCAAUUCAGAACAGAAGUUAUCUUGAGGCACUGUACAUAUAGAGCAGGUCUGGACCGUACUCUUUAUCUUAUAAAAUUUACAGAGAGAAACCCAACAGGUCCCACCAUGAGCAAGGACUAGACGACUGUUGACUGGGAACCUGUCGAUCAAUGACUUGACAAUCAGGAGCCUGACAAUUAGGAACCACCCGGUCGAUGGGGAAACCAUCACUAAGGAACCUAGCGAUCAGGAACCUGUUGAUCAUGAACAUAAUCACAGUUCAGAGGGUGGUAGAUGGGUCAAGUCUCUGGGACAGGAAGUUCUUUGACAUGGAACCACAGAUGUGAUUGGUCUUGAAGGAACCCAACAGUUUGAUUCAUCUUGUUAAACCCCCCUUACCACUGGGUUUUAAAUAUCUGAAUAUUUAUUCUAAUAUUUAUUAAUGAAAUCUUUAUUUACAAAUGUUUCACUUACAAACAGGCAUUUCUAUUUUUGGGGGCUUCUUCAAGAUUUAAAGAAAAGUUUUAAAAUAUUUUCAAAAGCUGAAAAUUUGUAGAAACCUCCUACGUCUUUGAAACAACUACAUUUAUUUUAAAGACGUUUAGAGUCCUCAAAGUCCUGAAAUAUGGUUUUAGGUCUUGAACAUAAAAUAUUUAUUAAAGAUUAAUAUUAUAAAGAGAGAUAAUCUUUUAAUUAAUAAUUUCGGUCACCGUGUUGUUACUAAAGAGUAUAAAGUUUGCAUGAAAAAACUAAAUUUGAUUUUAGACUAAACUGAAAAUCAGAAGUUCAUGUAUCUAAAACAGUUGUGUUGACUUUUACUACGAAACAUACAUUUAUUCUAAAACUAUGUCCAUGACCAAAGAGAUAUUUGCCUAAACACCAAAAAACACCCUGUAGGCUUUUUUUUUUUUAAUUUUCAUUUAAUUGUUUGGCUUAUAAACAGUCACGUGUAGACAAUCACUCACAAUAAGUGUAAAAAGUGCAAUAAUACCCUCCCCUCACUUUCAUACAUUCUUCUUAAAUAUUAGAUAAAUAUAGUUUUGCCUGUUUUGAGUUGUUAAAGUGCAACAGGAGGUUUUUCUUGUGAAUCACCAGAUUUCAUAUAAAAUACUUUCUGACCCAGAGGCUCCGCCCACACACCCCUGACAGUCCCAGGGCAUGCUGGGAAAUGUAGUCACUGCUCCACCUCCACUGUGUCCCAGCUGAUGAUGUCAGUCUCUGUCUACCUCCACAACACUGCCAACAACAGAAACUGAUGUCCUGUGAAAACCUCCUAACUCCACACAGACCCGCUGGAGUUAAGAGGUUUUCACACCACAGACGCGAUGUAGCUGACGUCUCUAAAGUUAAAUAACACUGUCGGUAUGAAUAAUGUUGUUCUGUGAAAAACACACAUGUAUGGAAAUGACAACAAAGAGCUGAGAGCCUCACUGAGAACAAGAAAACCUCAGUGAUCCUGAGGAAGAACAGUUUAGGUAAUUUAACGUCACAUCCCUGAUCCAUCAGUUUUUAUAUUAAUUAUUUCUUUCACAUCAUUUAUAUGUAAAUCAACCUGCAGAGAUGUGAAGUACAUCUGUAAAAGUUUCACAGCAAUUUGACUUUUCAUUAAUCCACUUAAUUUAUUUGUUUUGUCCCCACUAAUAAUAAUAAUAAUAGUAAUAAUAAUAAUAAUGUGGAUAGGAACAGUUUUAAUUAAGUAAAUUAAUACAGUAGUUAUACACUAAUGUAACUCAUUAACCAAACCCUGUGAGGACUUUUAUUUAGAUGUGACGACUGAACUGAAAGAUAUUUUUCUCUGUUUUUUUGUUCAGUUUGAUCAAAUAAUUUCUCUGAAUACAACAGACUCUGGGUAUAUAACUGAUGUUAAAGUCUCUGCUGCUCUCAGAUCAGAAUAUUUUGGAUGUUUUCCAGAUCAGUUCGAUCAGUUUCUUUGUUUACUGGAGUGUUUCCGUCCUCUUCGUCACGUCUGUCCAGGCUGACUCUCUACAGACUCACGUUUAUUUCCAGUUUAAACCUGGAACCAGUAAAAACAGUUUGAAGUGAAGGUGAAGGUCUGACAGAGUUCAUCAGUGCAGACUGAAGAACUCACAUUGACCUUGGCCUGCAGUCACAGCGAGAGCAAUUAUUCAACACGUUCAUUUAUUUAGUGGCAGAAAUAUUACUCAGAUCUUUUACUUAUUUAACGCACUGUACAAAUACUCAGUUACAAGUAAAAGUCCUGCAGUGAAAAUGUAUGUAAGUAUAAAUAGGAAAAUGUACUUCAAGUAUUAAAGUAAGAGUCGUGUUUAAGCAGUGUUUUCCAGCUGUCUGUUUAGGACAACAGCAGAUUAUUUUCAUCAUGGAUCAAUCUGCUGAUCAUUUCCUUGGUUGAUUGGUUGGUUGAUUGAUUGAUUGAAUAUCUGGUUUCAGUUCAGUUUACUGUGAUUUAAGACAAGCAACAAAUCUUCAUCUGAGAAGCUGAAACCAUGUUUAAUAUAAGAAUCGUUUCAUGUUCAGUUUAUAAUUUUAUAUUGGAUACUCUUUCCUAAAAUACUUUAAUUUACAUCAUAUUUUAUAAACUCUUCAUGUGUUUUGUGUAAAGGUGCAGCUGUCAGAUAAAUAUAGUACAGUAGAAGUACAAUGUAGCAUGGAAUUAAAAUACUCCAGUAAAGUACAAAUACUUCAAAUUUGUAAGUAAGCACUUGAGUAAAUGUACUCAGUUACUUUCCAUGGCUUCAGUGCGUUGUUCUCAGUGAUGUUCGGCUCGUUUCACGUUGACUCUGAUGCUGCUCCACGACUCACUGUAAACCUUUUAUUUCUAGUUCCUGUGUUGAACAAGGACAUGAAUCGUGAAGGGCAGUGAGGUGAAAGUUGUCGACUCUUCACUGUACAGGAUUCUGAGUAUAAAACAUGUCCAGACAGUUAGAUAGACUGGGGUAAGAAGCUCUGUCAGAGAGUUCUUAAAAACCUGACAGUCAUCAGGAGAUAAUGCUGUGUUUUAAUUACUGACUCUGUGUUUACUGUGAACUCUGCACUAAUCUGGAUUAUGUUCAGAGGCUACGUGUAGAUUCAUAUCCAGAGUCCAGGUUCACAUCCAGAGUCCCAUCUGUGUUUCAGGUUCAGAUAAAGAUUGUGGUUCUGGUUCAGUGUAAAUAAACAGUUUGUGUCUGGGUCACUGUGAACUUUUUCUGUAUUAAACCAGACCAGGAUCUUUCCCUGAACCUGAACCAGGAGCUGUGAGAGUCUGAACAGAACCAGGAAAAUGGUUCAUAAAGCUGGAGUUCAGGAUCAACUAUUUGCGGCUACGUAAAUAAACAUUUCCUCACUGUGUUAAAGGAGCUAUAUGUAAGUUUCUGCUGUCUCUACAUAGCUAAUGUUAGCAUUAACAUGUGCAUGUACAAGACAGGAAGUUAGAAUACGUCUGACCAGAGCUACUUCUUCAUCCUCUCAUGUUGGACUGAGGACAAACAUUAGCUUUUUACUUCUGGAGGUUGGAUUUAGGCUUCAAACAUCAGAACAGUGGUGUUCAUCUGUGAAGAUUAUCUGAUCAACUGAACCUGAAGGAUCAGAAACUUUAGCUGCUCAGUUUAUUUUCUGGAAUAAUCCAAAACACUAUGAAAAAAUCCCAGGAAAGGAAUGAAGUUUGGUGCUGAACUCACAAUCUUUCUUCUAGACUGGUAAGUACAUAGAUGCUAAUGCUAACGUUGGCUAUGUGGCGAUAGCAAAAACUUACAUAUAGCUCCUUUAAGGGAAAACAUGAUCCAGUCACAAUUACAUUCCUACAAAACAUAUUUGCUGUUGCAGUUUAGUUGUUUAAGAAGAUCAUUUCUAGGGUCCAUUAACUAAUAGAUGUGUCAUGUGACUCUGCAGGUGUCAGUGAUGAUGAGUUUCCUGUUCAGUCACAGUUUAAAUGUGAACUUUAAUUUUCACUUGUGUCUUUUACACAGGUACCUAUUUGAUUUGUUGAUUUAAAUCAUCACAGUGAAUUUCAUUAAACCAUAUCAGACUUAAAAUUUAAAUUUAAAGAGAUUUAAAGUUGUUUAUGAUCAAUCAAUAAUGUCAGUUUUGUUAAGGUGGGUCUGUGUGGGUGCAGCUCAGUCCAAUGGUUUUAUAAUGAUGUCACAGUUUUUCAGUUUGUUUCUGACUUUUUCCUGCUGUACAGAUGACGAUGAUGAUGAUGAUGAUGCUGGUUGUACUGAAUCUGUAGUCACAUAUAAACUGAUCUGAGGUCUGUGGUAGAAGACGUUUCUGUGCAGCCAUUUGUUAUUUUCACUUUUCUGUCUUGUAAACACUGAAGCUGUAGAAGAAGACUUUUCCCUCCUUCCUCCCUCUGUGCGGCACUUUGUCCGGGAAUGUGAACGCUUCACCUCUGACCUCUGACCUCUGCAGGAGUUGACAUGAACUGUUUUAUAUUCAUUGAGUUCGGUUGUUUCUCUCUAACACAUGUAGCCGCUCGACUUGGAGCUUCUGCUGUUUUUCAUCAAACAUAAAGACUCGAACUCAGUGGGUGUCGACAUCUGUGGUUUUUAUUUUCUGUUUAAUGAUUUCACCUGAAACGUUCGUCAGUGUCAGUUUCUCUCAGUUUUAAUAUCGUGUGAAGAUACAAACUCUUAUAUAAUAAACACCUUAUUUUACAAGUAGUUUGUAGAAAGUGAUAAAUCUGAACAAACAGUUUGGUCCUAAUUAUGAGGUAAAUACAAUGUUUAAUUAUUAUUACAUUUAAAAUGAAUAAAAUCCAGUAAAUGUUUAGCUGCAUCUGUAAAAAUGUAAACUUUGUGUACAGCAUCAUGAGAAUCUCCAUAUGUUGAGAGUUAAGUUUCCAGUAAUAAAUGAAUAUUUAACAUGA
Messenger RNA from Lates calcarifer (barramundi perch), 8987 nucleotides. It is a transcript of the gene grin1b, whose product is annotated as glutamate receptor, ionotropic, N-methyl D-aspartate 1b. Gene Ontology annotation, cellular component: NMDA selective glutamate receptor complex; neuron projection; plasma membrane. NCBI's taxonomy places the organism in Eukaryota, Metazoa, Chordata, Actinopteri, Centropomidae. The record is from RefSeq and is a predicted model, not a curated record. The transcript is spliced from 22 exons. Gene Ontology annotation, biological process: chemical synaptic transmission; regulation of membrane potential; ionotropic glutamate receptor signaling pathway. Gene Ontology annotation, molecular function: NMDA glutamate receptor activity. Bases 598 to 3420 code for a protein of 940 amino acids.